Penicillium subrubescens is the source of this 1266-nucleotide messenger RNA. RefSeq names its product putative cell division protein kinase (Ctk1). Gene Ontology annotation, molecular function: cyclin-dependent protein serine/threonine kinase activity; ATP binding. Gene Ontology annotation, biological process: protein phosphorylation. Bases 1 to 1266 code for a protein of 421 amino acids. Gene Ontology annotation, cellular component: cytoplasm; nucleus. The record is from RefSeq and is a predicted model, not a curated record. NCBI's taxonomy places the organism in Eukaryota, Fungi, Ascomycota, Eurotiomycetes, Eurotiales, Aspergillaceae. The transcript is spliced from 5 exons.
AUGACAUCAUCGUCAUCUGUUUGGGGCCAGCCCGCAGAGCUUCAAUCAGAGCUCUACAGGCUAGCCAUGGAUUGGAGGAGUGAGUUGGGGUUUACGGACCGAUUGAGGGCCAUUCAGUCCCUCACUACGGUCUACCAGCAGACUUCAUCAUCUGCGGCCUUUGCAGAGGCUCAAACAGAGGCGAGAAGAUAUGAGACUGAGGCCUACGAUCAGGCCACCUCCAAGGAGGAAUAUGACCGAAUGUGCCAGCAAGCAAUUGAUGCUGCCGAGGCUAUAGCUGUGAGACUGGUCAUCAACAGCUCAGAGCAAGUGCAAGAUGUCUCUGGAGAGACAGAUACAGAGCCAGAGGCUUCCCCAGAGUCGUCAGUAGGGGAAACCUUUGGACGGUAUACCUCCUGCUUCCAUCAUUUCGAUGGCCUGCACUCCACGAUCUACAAAUCCAAGGCCGAGGACGGUACGGUGCGUGCCGUGAAGAUCACUAUUCCGCAUCUGAUGGCAGCACCUCACGAUGUCCAACGCGAAGCACGACUGCUUCGCGAGGCGGCCAGCCCUCAUGUCAUUCCUCUAGUUGAGACUUUCAACUUGGACGGAGGUAGAAUGGUGUUGGUCUUCCCAUUCCUGCGAUAUGACUUUGCACAUUUGCUUCAGCGAGACAUGGUCACUGCCGCACAGACGCGAUCUAUCUUGCGUGACAUGUUCCAGGCUCUAGAGCACAUCCAUAAAUUAGGAAUUAUCCAUCGAGAUAUCAAACCCUCUAAUAUUCUGAUGAACUCGCCCGAUGGACCGGCCUACUUGGCGGACUUUGGAAUUUCGUGGAAAGAGGGUGACCCAGGAUCCGAGCCAAGUGACUUGAAAAUUACCGACGUGGGGACCACUAGCUACCGAGCUCCCGAGGUUCUGUUCGGAUACAAGGGAUACGGGACGUCUCUUGACCUCUGGGCCGCUGGUUGUGUGGUGGCAGAAGCUAUUGCCGUGGGACAUGGCGAGCUGUUUGAUUCAGGGCCCGUAGGAAGUGACCUCUCUCUCAUCCACUCCAUUUUCAGCACUCUGGGAACUCCAGAUGAAACAACCUGGCCGGACGUCCAUGUUCUGCCAGACUGGGGCAAGGUAGAAUUCUACACCGUCCUGGCACGACCCUGGGAGGAUAUCCUGCCAGCUGUUUCCUCCAAUGGCCGCGAUCUGGCCCGUCGCUUACUCCGCUACCAGAGUAGUGAGCGACUUUCCGCGGACGAGGCCCUCCGACAUCCGUAUUUCUCCACCGUUUAA